Molecule: messenger RNA, 1902 nt
Organism: Sinocyclocheilus grahami
Lineage: Eukaryota; Metazoa; Chordata; Actinopteri; Cypriniformes; Cyprinidae
Product: RING finger protein 150
Exons: 6
Coding region: 290-1468 (392 amino acids)
Source: RefSeq, a predicted model, not a curated record
UUCGCUCUCCGUUUUAGCCACAGCAGCCGAAGGCCGAAAAUGUCAGACACCAUGGCUCCGUCGCGCAGCUUCUGCUCGCGUUUUUACCGAACCCACGCGCCUAUCGCACAGGCAACAGGCUCUAGAGGUUAUUAAUCACAAAACUCGGUCUUUCAAGUGGAGUGUUUUGACCAUGAGUGUCGGCGAUUGCGCCGCGUAACGCGCUCGACACGCACAAAGGCGGAGAUUAUGGAGUAAACGCGCGUCGCACGGCCGCUAGACUCACCAUCAUAAUAACAAUUACACUGCUAUGGCACUCUCGGUGAUCCAGACGUGUCGUAGUCUGGCCCUGUCCACCUGGCUGCUGUCCUUCUGCUUCGUCCACCUGCUGUGUUUGGACUUCACGGUGGCGGAGAAGGAGGAGUGGUACACGGCGUUCGUCAACAUCACGUACGUGGAUCCGGACACGGCCGAGGUGCGCACCGAGAAGACGGAGUGCGGGCGUUACGGGGAGCACUCGCUCAAGCGCGAGGCCAGAGGCGUGCUGGCGAUGCCCGCCGCGCCGCAGGACAGACACGCGUGCGACCCCAGCUGCAGGUUCACGCCGCGCGGACACGGCGCGUGGAUCGCGCUCAUCAGCCGGGGAAACUGCACGUACAGAGACAAAAUCCGAAACGCCGUGGGGAAAAACGCGUCCGCUGUGGUCAUAUUCAACGUGGGAUCCUCCAACCCCAAUGAGACCAUCACCAUGUCUGAUUCAGGCACCGGGGACGUGGUGGCCAUCAUGAUUCCCGAGCCGAAGGGUCGUGAUCUGGUUCUUCUGAUGGAGAGGAACAUCUCCGUUCACAUGCACAUCACCGUAGGAACACGCAACCUGCAGAAAUACGUCAGCCGCACCUCCGUGGUCUUCGUCUCCAUCUCCUUCAUCAUCCUCAUGAUCAUCUCGCUGGCCUGGCUCGUCUUUUACUACAUCCAGCGCUUCAGAUACGCCAACGCCAGGGACCGCAACCAGAGGAGGCUGGGCGACGCUGCCAAAAAAGCCAUCAGCCAGUUACAAGUGCGGACCAUCAGGAAAGGCGAUCAGGAGACGGAGAGUGAUUUUGAUAACUGUGCCGUGUGUAUCGAGGGUUAUAAACCAAAUGAUGUAGUGAGAAUCUUACCUUGCAGUUCUGUUCAUGCGCAGUCGAGUGCCGAGUGUCUGAAUGAACUCCCUCUGGACUAUGAGCUCGCCGUGGGGGGCGUGGCUCUCAACGCCAUGGUGAUGAGCGAUGAUGUCAUGGGCGGUGAUGUCGUCGGGGGGCGUGGCCCCGGUGUGAGGAUGGUGGGUCUCCCUCAGGUCCUCCUGGACUCUGAGUCGCUGUCCCAGGACACCUUGCCAACCGAACAGAGUGAGUUACAGCCAAUAGCCAGCGGCAGUUCAGAGGUGUCGCUUGUGAUGGGGGCGGGGCAUUCGGACAUGGACACGCCCACUGAUGAUCCAAAGUGCUGAUCUGGCCACGCCCACUCGUGCUUAAACGUUUGGGUGACCACGGCGACAGCAUUAGACGAGUUGAAUGGGCUUUGAAUGGCCAGUGAUUGACCGACACGCUGCCUGCCGAGUACAUACUACAAUCCACAUCCAAUGUUACAUUCAUUUCAUCUUCCUUCCUUUUUCUCUGAAAAGCAGGGUAAACUCUGUUCUCUCGCCCGCAGUGCACACUACAGUAUGCACUUGAGCUAAAGCACUUGUUCGGGAUCCGCAGACGAUCGGUUCUGCUCUGCUCGACAAUCUUCUCUUUCUUACCGCCGCAGUGUUCGCUGCCCGUUUUACCAUUUGUCUGUGAUCCCAGCGGAAAGAACGUGUCAAAGACUAUUUUGAAUCUGAUCAGAAGUGGUUUAUUUUUCUAUAGAGAAGCAUUUGAUGUGCUCGAGUUCUGCAGUAUU